AUGUGCGGCUCCUUUGGUUGGUUCAUAUUCGCAACCAAAUCCUACGGCAGACAUUACGGGCCUGCCUGUGUCACGUUCUUCGACGAGCAGAACGCGUUGAUAGAUAGUUGUGAGACCGAGGGCGAGAAGAUCGUGGUUAGUGCGUUGAUGAUCAACAGCGGCUGGUAUGAACCUCUCAUCCAACACGAAGCCUACAUCCUCUUCUUAACGGAGAACCCCCGCCCCCCAGGGUACACCCCACGGCUGAACGACACCGAACUCUCGGCCCUUAAUACAUCUAUCUUGGAGCCUGCGGGCUGUCGGGAUCAGGAGCGCGCGUGUGGUGCGUUGAGGAAUCCAGAUAGUGCGAAUAGGACGGUGGUUGAGGUGUGCAUCAAGGCGGACGAUUUUUAUGUCGAAAACGUCUUCGUCCCCGCUUUUGGAGACCGGGACGUGGACGACUUACCACAAGACUCCUCCGCUCUCUUCCAACCAGACUUUUAUCUCGAUUUCCUGGCGAAUGAGACGGUGAAGGUGUCAAUGUUUAUUGGGGCUACGAGCACGUAUAGCGAAUGCUCUGACGCGCCGGACGAGCUGUUCGAGAGGACGGGUGACGACGCACGAAGUUGGCUGAAAGAACUGGGCGACCUGGCGAAUUCAGGGUUGAAGCUGCUUUGGGAACGUUCACCCUUUCGAGUCCUUUUCUUCUUCUGUCUCAACUGGAUAGGCUGCAGCAAUUCCGUCCUGGCAAUGGAUAGGUUCGGUAACGAACAGCUACAUGCGACUCCUCUGAGAAAUGUUACGAUCAGCAGGGUGAAUGGGGUCCAGGGUGAGCCUGUCGCUGCGGUGCUGAAUGUUGGGAAUCUCAGCUUUGCGUACGUUUACCCUCCUCUUGCUUCAUGGUGA
Stereum hirsutum FP-91666 SS1 is the source of this 885-nucleotide messenger RNA. RefSeq lists its product as uncharacterized. Lineage: Eukaryota; Fungi; Basidiomycota; Agaricomycetes; Russulales; Stereaceae. The transcript is spliced from 7 exons. The record is from RefSeq and is a predicted model, not a curated record. The coding region runs from base 1 to 885 and encodes 294 amino acids.